AUAUUAGUGUUGUUAUUUCAUGACCAAAAUGGCCAGCAGUGGAGUUCUAGUAAAAAAGGAUUUAUGUUGCAUGGAUUAUUUUUAAAAUUUUAUAAAGACUUCCGCUGUAUCCAAUAGCUUGCUGUGUUGUAAACACUUUAAUUCGAUGCCUAAGGACAUUCAUCAUACACAUUUUUCGUUUUGUAGUAGUUUCAUGGUAGUCUUGCCUUAACUUUUACUUUAAACUUUAUUAACGACGUUAAUUACGUACCCGGUCCACGUACCCUACGCAACUCCUAAGCCAAACUCUUAAGUUACAAGUUACAAAUUAUUAAGUAUAUUAAGAAUAAAAAAGGUAUACAUUUUAGACUUUUUAAGAUGAUUAUGAUUAGGAACUCAGCCCACUUUGAAACAAUGAAGAGGCCUACGCCUACUUCUACCCAUAUAUGAUUAUAUUAUAUUAACUAUAUUCUAGCCUAGCCUAGACUCUACUGCCUAGCUAGACCUAUACUUAACUUACACUAUACUUAUAAGUUAAGGUAUAGCUACUAAAUUAAUUAAAUUUUGCUAGCUUAAUUUUAUUAUUUUGGCGAUUUCUAAUUAUUUACUUUAGAAGGGCUGUUUGCCGACUUCUGUCUUAUUCUUAGACUUUUACCCUUGGCCUAUCCACUUUUUUAAAUACUACAAAUACAAUUUACUCUUUAUAUUAUUAAAAAUUAGUCUUUCUAUUUUAAUUUUACUGUAUUUUGCAGGCUUAGCCUACUGAACUGAUAAUGAAUAUGAUUUAUUAAUUUUAUUAGUCGUGAGGGCGGUUACUGUUAUUUAUUCUAAGUUUGGUUGGCCCCUAUUUAGAUUUUUGUGUAGGUGCUAGCAAAUCAAUAAAUUUAAAUAAAUAGAAAGGGUUGGUUGGUAGCCUGAGGUUUAGUUAGUAAACUAUAUAGACCAGUGGUUCUCAAAGUGGACAUUAUCACCCCCUAGGGGCAAGUGAGCGGUGGGUAUGCUCAGGGGGAACUGACAGACUGGAGAUUUAAGUAUCAGCGGGACUCUCAAAUCAGCGGGACGCUGGAGAAUCAUAUCAGAUGAUACAUUUUUAAAUUAUAUUAUGCGUUUUAAAGAUAUAUGAUAUAUAUAACAUUAUAUUUACUGCUAUGAAUGACAUGUCGGAUUCAAAGAAAAUUCAGGAUUUAGAUUAUUUACUUUUUUUUUUCCCACAGUCCACAAAGACAAGAUACUUGACCUAACUUUUAAGAAGAUGUAACAUCUUCUAAAAUUAAUGAUACUUAGUGGUAGCAUGGCUGACAAUGUUUUCUAUUAUUAAAUUGACUCUAGGGGCUGUCCAUAAAGUAUGUCACGCUAUUUUUGACCAUUUUUACCCCCCCCCUCCCCCCUUGUCACAAACUGUCACAAAUCUCAGAGACACACACCCCCCCCCCAAGUACGUCACACUUUCAAACAAUUUAUUUUUUGACCAUUUUUCCCCCCCCCCUCCCCCCUUGUCACAAACUGUCACAAAUCUCAGAGACACACACCCCCCCCCCAAGUACGUCACACUUUCAAACAAUUUAAAAAAAAAUAAAAAAAUUACACCUAAUUAAAAUUUAAUCUAAAAAAACACUUCACUUUUAAACUGUAUUAAAAUAUAACAUUUCCACUUAAAAGAACAUAUUAUUAAAAUGACUUAAAUAGUAGAAUAGUUAAUUGUCAACAGUUUUUACAGGUAUUCAUUGAAGCAGUAACUCAAGCUAGAUUGAAUUUGAAAACUAAAAUUGCGAAAAUUAGACUAGACAAUUAUAUAAUACACAUCAUUUAUCUGCUGCUUUUUCAUUUACAAUAGGUGAGGUCAAGAUUCAGACAAUUUUCCGAUUAUCCAAUCUUUUUACACGGGAUCAGAAGUAGAUUAGCGAAACUUGACCUCGCCCAGUGAUAUAAUAAUAAAAAGAACAGUGACAUAAUUAUUCAGCGGACAACAUAGAAAUAAUAAUACUUUAGGCAUGACGAAAGCAAGGCUAUACAUAAAACAAGGCUUGGUAACAGCAUACUAGCGCUCCUAGCGAGAGGAAUCGUGAACAACACAUUAAGAGAUACACAUUUCAUGCUAUUUUGACAUAAAACUAAUUCAAAUGUUUCACAAAAUUUUUGAAAAUUAUUUUUAAAGCUAUUCAAUUCUACUACAAAAAAAAAAAAAAAAAAUAAAAAAGAAAAAAAAAAAAAAAAAAUUUGCCCAAACCACUUCCCCCCCCCCCCCCCCCCCCUUUUCCUCCCCCCUGUCACAAACUGUCACACUUUCUUACACCCCUCCCCCCUCUAGAGCGUGACGUAUUUUAUGGACGGCCCCCUACAAAUAACCUGAAGACUGUCAAGUAUGUUUUAAAAGCUCCUCAUGAAAACAUCAACAUACCCUUACAUAGCUUAUUGCUAAAUAGUGGAAAUUCAUAAACAAUCGUCUUAACAGCUAUUUAUAUGGUCUAACUUCUUAAAAAACAAACUGCAAACAUGGAAAAUAAGUUGCAUAGGAUACCAAAGCAUUCAUUUACAAUUAGAUGAGUUGAUUUUCAAAACAAUAAAUCUUAUUGUACUGGUAAUGCCAUGGAGUGGGGAGGAGGUGUCCACAAUGCCUUUCUUGGUGCUGACUCCAAAGACAUCACACAAGACAUAGUUUUUAUAUUAGAAUUUUUUCCUAGAUUAAAUGAAAAUGAUUUUGCUGUUUCAGAAGAAUGAGAUUAAUCUUUUUAAAACUAAGUCUCCUUUAUUUAGUAUCAAAAUCAACUUCAUUUAAGCCUAUGACAGGGACAUAUUCCGUUAUACUUAUUUUCAAGCCCUUCUGAGCAGGAAGGGAAAAUUGAGAUGCAUAGAUGGUAGCAUUUUGCGACCAUUUUUAUAUGCUAGGCAAAAUUUUCUGAGCAAUUUUUGUAUUUUCUUUUGAUGGAUCCCUUUUUGUGAUUGAUGCAGUUGGUGAAGUAGAGAAGGAGCUUAUUCAACACAAAAAAAAAGAUAUUGAGUGUUAGCCACAGUUUAAAAAAAUAGAUGAAGUAGGAUAUUUUCUAUUAUAUUCUGCACUUCAGAAGGUGGUUAAUAAAUUUCAUUGCAUUCUCAACACAGUAUUUGAUGUAAUAUGGUUUUAAUGUUGCCAUCCAGAUUAGCUCAAAGAAACAACAUAUAAAUAUAAACAUUGUCAAAGAAGUUUUUGCUAAAAAAUUAUAUUACUUUAUGAAGCACACCCUAAGCAUCCAAACUUGAUUACCAAUAAAAAAAAAAGUGACAUCCCCCCCAGAAUUAUUGCCAAGUAAUAUUCCAAAUUUAAAAAGCUAAUGUCUUUUCAUUUGAGGGCUGGCAACAUUUUUUAUGAGACUAUAAUGGGAAAAGGCAAGAGGAAGAGUUUAUGACCCCAGGGGGCCGGUGGCAGGAAAAAAUUUGAAAACCACUGGUUUAGACUAUAGUCAUGAUUAUCCUUAUUCAUAGCUUAUGGUUUGAGUAUCAUACUUCUCUCAACCAACAAGACUUGAAAAUUUUAACUUUUGCCAUGGCUUUGACCAUUUAAUUGCCCUUUGCAAGUUUAAAAAGUCAAGAGUAAGUUUCAAAUAAAUUCUUUCUCAACAGCCAAUCAUAAUCUGUUAAUCAUGCAAUCAUUUAACCAAGUGUAGGCCCUUUAGUGUUUAAACUGGCAUUCAUAGACAUAAACUCUUAAGUAAAUCAUAUUGAUAAAAAGACCUAAAUGUUUGAAUUAACCUUAAUUAAACCCCAGAGAGAAUGGCCGUGCCUAAGCUAAGGGUUUCGAAUCAAAUUAUCAUCAUAACAUUGUCGUAACUCUACUCUUAAACUUAAUUGAUUGAUUACUCCUUUUUUUUAAAUUGUAGAAUCACAAGAUCUUUUUACAACCUUAAAACCUUUGUGCAGCAAGAGAACUUUCCACAUUUAAUCCAGCUUUGAAGAAUUUAGUUCUCUUUGUAACUUCAAAUUGCUGUAAAAGUGAAGUUGGAAAAACAAUGGAACUUCCUGGUGAUAUGCCUGUGACGCUCACGAUCAAAGCCCCAAAUCAGCGCAUGGAAGAUCAAACUGUUGACUGUAUGCUAGGAUGGACCAUAAAGAAACUGAAAAAGCAUUUAGAGACUGUGUAUCCUAGCAAACCAGUAAGAAGAUUUUGAUAUAUUGAUAAGGACAGACUUAAAAUGUAUGUCCCACUGUAAUGUAAUUUAAAUUAUGUGCAUUUGGUCUCAAUAAUAGUAAAUGUGUUAAGUUCCUUUUAUUUUGUAAUAAACAGCGCUAUAGAAGAUUUUUGGGGCUCAAUUUUACAAGUGUUAACAUAAUAUUAAUAGUGUCAAGGGUAUUAAAAAAGAGUAACUCAGAGGAGCAUUUGAUAUGGUUCUAUUGGUAAGAUAAGAAAUAUAUUUUAAUAUAUCUAAAUUAAUUUUCUUUUCCAAAAAACAUUAUUUGUUUACUUAGCAAGGCAGUAUAAUAAUAAUAUAUCAAUGGUCAGAAAGAUAAGCAGAUGUGGAAACUUGAAAAACCUAAUUCAAGUUUUUUUAUUUGAUGUUACAGAAACACAACGAGCAACGUCUGAUUUAUUCAGGGCGCUUACUGCAGGAUCAUCUUACGUUGAAAGAAAUCUUGCGUCAGGUAUUAGCAAUUUCAAUUCUAUAAUUGAAGGUUAUUUUUAAAAUAUGAACUUUUUUUUUUAUUAACUUCAUGGAUAUAGACAUGGAUAAAACUAAUGAAAGAAUUGGUUUAACUCGUGUAAAUAUCCUGAUUUAAUUUUGAACAAAUAUAAAGCUAACCAUACGAUUAUUAUUCUUUCCUAUAUUUUAAUUUUGGAUAUAUUAUUUCUUUAAAAUUCCCAGCCAUUUAUUCUAAAAUAUUUCUAUACAAAAUGCUAUUGCAUAUGUUCUUUAGGCAAGACUAACAUGAAGCUUAAGGUAUGAUCCACUUCCUAUUUAGUUACCAUAUCUAUAAUAAUGAUCUUUAUUUUCAGUAUGAUGGCUCAGAACUCCCCAGCAAUAACCAUACUGUUCAUUUAGUGUGUUCCAGCAGCUCUGAUUUAUCAAACAGCAAUACCCCUUCAUCUCAAAGUUCUUCUGAUAAAGUGGUAAGUCCAAUCAUUUAUUAUUUGGUCUGUAAGGAUAAAAGAAUAAUAGCAUCUAUGUUUUGAUAAACAUUUAUAAAUUCAUACUUUGAAGGAUUUCUUUAUGUUAGCAGAGUCAAGUUGCACAUGAGUGAACAAUAAUUCCAUUGUAUUCACUUGAAAAUCAGUAUUUUGGUUAAAAAUCAAGUAUAAGAGUUUCUAUUUGAUUUUAAAGACAUGAAUACAAAAUCAUAUUUGAAACAGCAUUAUAUACUUGUCAAGUGUCAUUUUUUUGGUGUUUUUUUUAAUGUUGAUUUUAUUAAUGUCAAUGUCAUUUAUGUUUUUCGUAUGAAAUAUUUAAGUGGACUGAUAAAAUUGAGUGAAGAGAUUUCUCCAGCUUAUAUCACUUAGAUCUUAUUUCUAUUGAUUAAGUAAGGGUGUCAAGUAUGCAACAGAUGUUUACACGUUUUUCUCAAUAAUCCAUAAUGGUGAGAGUGGGGCUAACACCAGGAAUACUUUGUUUUAUGAACAACGUUACUUGAAGCUCUUAUUGCGUCAUGCAAUAUAUAUAUAUAUAUAUAUAUAUAUAUAUAUAUAUAUAUAUAUUAGUCACAAUAACUCACAAGUGAUUUAUGUGUGUGUGUGUAGAUUUUUGUCACCAGUAUAUUUUUUCUCUAUAAUCUAUAAUGGUGAGAGUGGGGCGAACACAAGAAAUAUUUUUUUUUAUGAACAACGUUAUUUGAAGCUCUUAUUGCGUCAUGCAAUAUAUAUAUAUAUAUAUAUAUAUAUAUAUAUAUAUAUAUAUAUUAGGCACAUUAACUCCCAAGGCAUUGAUUUGUGUGUGUGUAGAUUUGUGCCACAAGUAGACUAAACUUGAGGACACAUGUGACAGGGAACUCAUUGGGGGGAAUCGGGAGAUCAUUUAGGCUAAAUUUAUUUUGUUGACAUGGGAGUGGCUAAAAUUAAACCAUUUUCUUUAAUAGUUUUUUUGUCUUAGAUUUUUUAUUUUUGCUAGAGAUGUAAAAAAUAUACAAAUUUGUUAUAGCUAGUUUUAGAAAAAAUGCAAUGAGACCAAGCUUUUAAUCUACCCCCUUUCAACUUUAUUGUCUAGCUCAGUGGUCUCCAAACUGCGGGCCAAAUGCGGCCCACGAUCGGCCCGGGAUGCCCUCUCAUCUGGCCCGUGGAGAACUUUUUGUCUAUGUAAACAAAUUACGGGAAUUUUACGUGUAUCCCGCCAAGAUAAAAAAUAGAGGCGUGCAGUAGUACGUUAUGUUUUCCAACCAAUCACUACAUAGCAAAACCGUGAUCGCUGCUUAGUUCUUCUACUUCUGUUCACAGUCAAUAAGAUGAUGUAAUGCUAUGUAGUGGUGGAAUUUUUAAGUAGUUUGCUGCUUGUUCAAGACUUGAUUAUUUUGAUCAAAGUUUGCCAGCUGCGGUUGACUGCUGCAAUGAGGUGUUGGUGUCAGUUAGCGUCUGAUUGCGAAACAUGUUGCACUCUAUUUUAUUUUGUGAUAAUUUCCUUCGCGUAAUUACUUAUCAGUGUGUUUAAAGUAUUGGAAUGUCGUUAUAUUAGUAAACAAAAAAUUGAAUAUUCUGAAGAGGAAACAUUAAAAGCAACAAUCUCUCUACCAUAAGUGGAUAUAUUUGCACACUAUAUUCAGGUAAGUUUAUCCUAAGAAUUUCAUAAGAAUUUUUUAAAAAUUGUUUCGGAUCAUUUGCAGCUACAAUUGUGACAAAAUUAGUUUGCAUAAACAUGUUUUUGGAGCGAUAUUGUGUGAAAGAUACUUUCAGAUUCACUAUUUAUUCAUGUUGAAUUCACUUUAACUUAGUGCCCUGCAAUGGCAGAGAAGAGGAAAAGAAAAAUAGACGAUGAGUGUAGGCAAUUUCAAGAAGAAUGGAGUUUAAAAUACUUCUUCAUCAAAUCCGGUGAGAAAGCAUUGUGUGUGAUUUGCAACUAAACUGUGGCUGUGAUGAAAGAAUACAGCCUGCGCCAUCAAAGCAAACAUCAGGAGAAAUAUGCACAGCUGAAGGGUUAAGUCUGUGCUGAAAAAUUUUCUAAUUUAUAAAAUCAACUCACAUCUCAGAGGACAUUGUUCAUAAAUCCUCAAAUGAAAAUGAAUCCUUAACUGAGGCCAGUUGCCUAUGUCCUGGCUAAAAUUGGCAAACUGAUUACAGAUGGUGAAGUAGUGAAGGAAUAUUUGUUGGUGGUGGCUGAGGAACUUUGCCCAGAACAGUUAAAACAAUUUGAAAAUGUAGCUUUGGGUGCAAGUACCAUUGCCCGCCGUGAUAUAGACAUGGGUGAAAACAUUAUGACUCAAAAAGCGAAAAAUGCAAGCAAUUUUCGCCAUUUUUCAAUUGCAAUGGAUGAAUCGCUGGACAGCUGUUCCACCUCUCAACUGCUUGUGUUCAUUAGAGGUGUGGAUGAAGACAUGAACAUAACACAAGAGCUGGUUUUCCUACAUAGCAUGUAUGACACUGUUACCGGAGAGGAUAUAAUCAAUGAGUUGAAAAAAAUAGUUGCUGUAUAUAUAUUUGGACUGGACUAACCUCAGUUGCCUGACUAUUGAUGGAGGAAAGAACACGAGUGGCAUAAAGAAAGGCUUGGUUGGACAAGUGAAGCAGAUGUGUAAUGAGAAAAACAUUCUACAACUAAUGUUCCUGCACUGUAUUAUUUACCAGCAACCCAUUUGAAGCAGAUGUGGCCAGUUGUCCAGAUGAACUGCAGCUGGAGGUCAUUGAGUUGCAAGCAAAAAACCUCCUUAGAGAACAAACUUGUCAGAUGAUAAUCUCAGGUCAUUGUUGAUGUUAGGGACAUCAAAUCUAAAGCCAGAAAUGUCUGCUUUUUUGGCAUCCAGGAAAAAAUGUCACCAUUCCAACUAAUACAGGUGUUAUAGUGCAGUGUACUAAUGUGUUAUUAAAUAAUAGCUGAAUUAAAUAAUAAUAAAUAAAUAAUUUAAAACAACAUCCAUGUUUUUAUUUUUUAAAAUUUGGACCUCGAGGAUGUAGUCGGCCCCCGAACUGCUGUUUGAUAGUUAAUGCGGCCCUGGGGGCUGAAAAUUUUGGAGACCCCUGGUCUAGCUGAUUAGUCCAUUGCUUUAAAUUCAUUAUAUGACAAAGACACAUCAAAAAUUGUGUAUAUAGGUCGAUCUUAAUGUUUUUACUUAGCAAUAGUGUGAAAAGUGUUAUUUGAAUAACAUAAAAUAUAGUUAUAAUAGUGUUUUUUAAAAGUGUUUUAAAGUUUGAACAAAAUAAUAUAAAGAUCUAAGUCUUUUUGUAUGUGAUAACUUACUAAGGCAACAUGUUAUUUUCUUAAAAACUUUAAUUGUCCAACGUUUGAAAUCACCAAAAUUUUAAAUACUAACCAUACAAUGUUUUUCAACAUAAAAUGGGUGUGUAGUCAAUUUACCAGGGUAUAAAUUAAUUUGAAAAAAAAUGAAGCAUCCAAAAUCAAGUCAUCUUUCAAAAUUUUUAUAAAUAUUUAUUAGAAAAAGUUCUUUGGAUCACUAAAAAAAAAACAAUAAAAUUAUUUACUAGUCAGUGAAACAAUGAAAUUAAUUAUUUAUUUAAAAACCAGGAGUUGUUCAUUUCAUAAGGUAUAUAUAUUUUUUCUUUCAUCUUUCAGAAUUUCCAAUUUUAGAACAUGAAUUUCAGUUUUUUGGAAAGGUAUAUAGGCAUAUAUUUGGUAUCCAGGCAUAUCUUUGAUUUGUAGGAUUCUAUUCUGCUUGAAUAGUUUGGUGAAAACAAAUUGAAACAGUUCUCCUAUAUGAACUACUAGAUUUGAACUCCACAAUGUGAACUACUCUAUUUUCACAGCAAGCUCAAGCAACACCAUCUAGCUCAACAGCGUUAAAUAGACCAGUGACAGCACCUACCAAUAGCCAAGGUGAAGGUUUAAGAUACAGAGGUUCAUCACACACAGCAGGUGCAACUUCAGGGUGAGUAAAUAGUGACACAUCUAUCGGACCCAUUUUGGCCAUUGGCAGAGAAAUAUGUAUGCAUUUUAAGACUUUGGCUAUUAAGGUUAGUUUCACAAAUUCAACUGUGGAGAAAUAGAGCAAGUUUAUUUCAUUAAUUAGUUUAACUUAUCAAUUAUAUAAUGGAUAUAUCCAUAUAUAAUAAAUACUAUUUUUAAGCUAUUAGCUAGUAUUUAAGUUGAACCCUUCCUCUGAUAUGUCUGAAAAAUUUUUGCUGUCUGGAGUUAAAUUGAUAGUGAAGCAUCAUUAACAAAAAAAUAACUGUAAAUUUUUGCAUCCACAGAUCAGAAAGUACUUACACAAUGACCCAACCUAAUGUCAGUGCUGGUGACACAUACCCUGAAUAUUCCCUAACACCAGAGCAGUAUGCAUGGAUGAUGCAACAACAAAUGUACUCACAAUAUAUGAUGCAGUACAUGCAAUAGUGAGUAUUUUUGUUACUUGAGAAACUAUAAAAUACACUUAACUAUUCACAACUUUUUGUUUGCAUUUGGACUAUUAUAGAUUCCAAUGUAUGAUAAAUGUCUAGUGCUAACUAUCAAAUUACUAAUAACAGUUGAAAAUAAUAGCCAUAAUGACUUAAUUUGAUAAUUAAGGAAAAAGAAAUGCAAGAACUGAAGUAUAAAAUAUACAUGUGAAACAUAUUAUUUAUUACUGAGUUGAAAAAUAUUUCCCACUUCUGUCUUAAAUACUUAAUCUAUUUAACCCAUCUCUGGCACUAAAGUAGCAGUUUAAUAUUAAUAUUUAAGUGCAAUAUAAUUCAUUAAAAUGAAGACUUAUUACCUGUCUUCAUAAGCAAUUUUGAAAUACAAUAGUAGACAAAGAGUUAAUUCUGGGCCAAAUAAUGCUCAAUCUCUUUAUUUGCCAAUUUAUUUACAAGAAGUUUAAUGAAAUUUUUGAAGUGCAUUCUGUUUUGAUUUGUCAUCCAGUUAACUACUGAGUUAAUUAACUUUUUCAAUAAUAUCCCUUAGCAGUUUUAACAAUCUUUUUAAAAAUUCUCCUUCACAGCUAUCAAACUCUUUACUACAGUAUGAACCCACAACUUUCUAACUCACCGUUUGUACAGCAGCCGGUCAAUCUUGGUGCCACAUUUCAGCAGCCUCAGCCCCAGGCAGCAGCUCCUAUCAACAACGGAGUGGCUGGUCCCAAUGCCAGGCCAAAUGUUCGCAUGAAUGCCCAGGGUGGGAUUGAGGAGGAAGAUGAAGAUGAUGAAGAACCCAGAGACUGGCUUCACCAUUCUUACUUUGUGAUGCGCUUUCUCACCUUUAUGGGCAUCCUCUUCUUCUACUCAAACCUGACAAGAUUUCUCAUUGUGUUCAGUGGAUCUUUAGCAAUAUUCAUGUGAGUAAUUACUUCAUAACUUUCAGAUUCUAUGUUUUAGCCCCUGUUGUGUGUUUUAUUUGGGAAUAAUUUUUUCAGAUGGCAUUCAAUGGGGGUUUGUUAUUAGUUUCUAAGAUAACAUUUAAGUUAUUCAAAUUUUGAAUGUGCCAUUGAUGCAAAACAAAAAGUAAAUAUUUAACUAAAAAUUAAGAUUCAGUGAAGUUAGGCAUCAGUUUACUUUACAAAAAAGGUAUUUUUCCUGUCAAUAAAAUAACAUUGCCCCUUUUCUUGUCUGUAAAGUCCUCUAACCUCAUAUUUCGUCUUGUUGCUUUUGAAAAUAAAUAGUUAUAUAUCAUAGACAAUUGGAUUAUUUAAUCUGCUACUUUAACUAUCCAUGCCCAGCGCCUAUGUUUUUUGUGUGCAUCCAAUUCAUCCUAUCAUUCUGGAUCUACAACUUUUCUAAAGGUUUAGCAAUAUAGACUUUCCAGUUUUAUGAAUGAGGAAUCAAGUACUGUCAUGAAAAUCAUUAUUUUAUUCUUCUUUAAAAAGACUUAUGUCAUUUUUAGAAUAAGAAUGUAUAAUGGGGUCUAUUUCAAGUUUGAUGGGUAUUAGAGAGAUUGAGCUGGAUUAAAUGAGUUCAUUUGCAAAACCUGCUAAGUAAUUUCUUGUUGAUUUUGAGAAAAAAAAAUGAUUUUUUGUAAAUCAAUUUAUAUAGCAUUUAUAUUUUUUAUGGUGAAAUUUAGACUUUCAUAAAGCUUUUAAAUUAUUGAAUACUCAAAAUUCUGAAGAUUGACACUUAAUAAACCAGCCAAAAUGGAGAACUCAUGUAUUUUUAAAAAGUGACUUAGCAGGUUUUGCAAUUGGACUCCUCAAAAGGCUUUUGAAUCAAAUGCUUUUUUUUUGUAUCUAACAGCCCUGUGUCAUAAACCUGUUAAAAACACAUUUUUGAGCUACAAUUAUGGGUUGAAAAAGAAAUAUAAAAUAGCUGAAUUCCUUGGAUUAUAUUUUGUGCCUAUUCCUUAAUUCGGAUAACUAAAAUCCACAAGGUGUAUAUUUAGAUGCUGUUAACAAAAUACUAUAUUUUUUAUUCUCAAAUGAACAGUCUUCAGAAGUUCAGAAAAUAUAUGCAAAGGGCCCAAAGAGAGCAGGAACAACAGCGGCCUACCCAGCUGGAGCCAAACCAGCAGCAGCAGCCCAAUCAACAACAGGCACAAAAUAUACCACCACCUUCACCACCAGAAGCACAGGUGGAACAAAAUCAAGAAAGGGACAAUGCAGCAGCAGAGGUUAGCUUCUGUACUUUUAUAAGUACUAUUUGCCCUGACAACAUUAAGAAAUAUUUUUAUUCCUUAUUUCAUUUUUUAAAAAACAUAAUCUCUAUAUUUUAAUAAUUUGCCAAGUUUAAGUGGCUGAUGCAACUUUUGAAGUCUCUUGAUUUUUUCUAUAGGAGAAUGCAGAAACCCCACCAACAGAAACAGGAAACAGUGAUCAGCAACAACAAGCACCUGAGCAGCCUCAGGAUGAGGGCAGUCGCUUAACUAGAGCAUGUAUUUUCUUCUGUAAUACGGUUCAAACCUUUUUCACCUCCUUGCUGCCCACCCCACCUGAACUGCUGGAAGCUAACUGAAGAAGCUUUAUUACUUUGGAAUCUUAGCUUCAACAGCUAGCUUCUGAUCUUUUCAGUGAAAACAGAAGAUGGACUCUGCACUUCUAUCAGGAAUUGAGAACAUUUAAAGAAACGAAGCUAUAAGCUGAUCAGGGCUAUAGUUCAACAUUAAAUUAAGCAGACUUUGUUUAUUUUCUUAUAUGUUUCUUGCAACCAGCAAGAAAAAAAUAUAUUUAAAAAUAAGGAUCCAAGUACACAGCAAACAGGUUAUUGUUUUUGAGUUACUAUACAAAAAACAUAUUCUGAGACACCUAGUCAGGUAAGGGAUAAGUGACAGUCCCACAUGGGUUAAUUAUGCUUCACAAUUAGAAAAUGUAUUUUUUUUUAAAAAACACUUAUUGUUUCUGCAAAGAACUGAAAAGGUUUGCUCACUGUGGUUCCAGUGAAGCUCUUUUAUUAAAGACAUUUAUAAGUUACCCUUCUGGUGAAUCAUAGACACCCACUCACAAAUCACCCUUUAAAAAAAAAAAAAAAGCCUGAUUUAAUUCAGUGGAAAAAAAUGUAGAGAGACAAGCUAUUUUUAUGGACUGCACAGAAAUUCCCAGCAAUCAGAGAGCCUAUCUGAGAUUGACAUAUGGAGAUUUACUUGUUUUGUCUGACAAUUGGCCACAAUCUUCAUUGAAUUUAUUGACCAGUUGAGCAUUUUCUCCCACUUAAAGCUUUUGAUUUAAACUAGAAAUUGAGAAAAGAAAGGAAAGUGUGCACAUCAACACUGGUCACCAUCCUAAUUCAUAUUUAUUUGUAUAUUUUUUAAGAAGUUAAAACAACCCUCAGUUAAUGAUGUCUAGUCAGAGAAUUUUUCCGACUGAUUCUUAAUCCCAUCCUGCAUCUCUAUUUUAUCAGGCAAAAAAAAGGGGGUUUAAUUGCUAGCCUUUAAGUAAGUCUCAUUUAAAUAGAUAAGAGAUUUUAACUAAAAUAUUUGUUUAAACAUUUGCUUUUGAUUAGCUAAUUCAGUACCGUGAUGCUGUCAUCAUUGUUAGUUCUGUUCAUUUUAAUGAUAAUGUCAUAAUGUGUUCUAUGUGUUUUCUAUUCUGAAAACAACAAACACUUUAUUUCUCUCCAUCAUUGAAAAAAAGUCUUUUUUUUUAAAUUAUCCACUUUUUUUUCUCUUAUUUUUUAUCCCCCAAACUAAAUAUAACCAUCUUUUUUUAAAUCAUUGACUAAAUAGAAAUCAUCUGCUUUUUUCAACAAAGAUUUUGAAUUCAUAAAAGCAUUUGUCAUGAGCUCUGUUGCUUUAUUUUCUGACACUCAAAAGAGAAGAGAGAAAAAAUGAUGAAAGCAGCAUACUCAAAUAUGCCAUUGUCCUCUGGGUGCUCAUGCAGCUUUGUAAACUGUUGCCAAAUAUAGCAAUCCAUUGCAUCAAGCAUCUUUGUUUUCUUUUGUUAAUUUGACCCCUUUGCUUUUAUUUAUUUUUUUUUAUUUUAGUUACUUCACAUUAUGUUACAUUUGCCACCUGUUUCUUAUAUCCACCAAUAUUUUGAAAUCCCAAUGCAGACAUGUAAAGAUCUGUCUUAAUUUUGUAUGUACUGGUCCCCUGUGACUGAAAAUUUUGAAAUGUAUGUGCAACACUAAUGCUUAACAUACUUUGCUGCUAUAUCUAGAUUAAUAAUGCAGCCACCAAAAUCCAUUAGAAAAUGUGUUGAAGUUCUCCUGUCUGACAAAAAGUGCAAAAGAUUCUAACUAAAACACAUGAAUUGAUAUAAUCAUAAUUUUUUGUUCAAAACAAAAAUUUUAUUCUAUCAUUUGUAAAACUCGAUACCUUUGACUACAGUUGGUUCUUCUUAUUUAUUGAUCCCUAGUCAGGUUCAGUAUCACUUUAAAUUAAAAGUAAGCUGCCAUUAAAAAAAAAGGCUAUUUUAAUCAUGUACUUAAUAACACUGUAAACUAGUAUAUAAAAAGAGCAAACAAUUAUUUGUCAGUUAGAUUUGUGCUUAAAAUUUUCAUAUUUUUUUGUCAGCCAAGUAGACCCAUGGUACAGAUAUUCUUACAUGUAAUUGGUUGUGCCUUCUUUAGAAUAUAUUUAAUUUUAUAAACUCUGAUUAAUCCUCUUUCUUUCUAGAUUUCCUUAAAAUAAGGUUAAAUUAUAAAGAGAAGAAUGGUCGUGAAACUUUUGCAGAUGCUUGUAAAUAUUACAAUGAUUUUCUCACAGAAAUUAAUGUUUUUAAUAGUUUAUAAAAUGCUUAGCAUAAACAUGUUUGCAAAAAUUAAAAUCAUUUAAUUCAAAAGAAUAAGAUAAUAUUGGGCACCUUCUGUUGGAUAUUUUACAAAAACAAAUAAAACAACGGAUUUUAAGAAAUGAACGUUGAAUAAUUAAAUGUAUAGGCAGAGUUAUGAAAACAUGACGUACCAAAAUCUGCAAACAUUUGUCAGUUCUGGCACUAUUAGUAGAAUCCUUUGGCCUUUUUAUUUCCAGCAGUCUCUCCCACUAUGUGAACUGGAUGCACUGCCUGGGUCCACUCACUCCCUUCAGCAAAUUUCAGAAAUGGUCAUCUGCCUCAUGUAUUCGUAUGUCUUCCUCCUUUAUCAAUGAUAUUCCAGGCAAUCACAGCAGGAUUGUUGGACAGUGUUUGUUGCAGGGUUCCUGGGCUUGUAUCUUUAUCUUCCAUCUUAUUUCUUUAUCCAAGUGUAAUGUUCUUAAGGAGCAACACCUAAAUUUGGACAGAUGUGGUCAGCAAAUCUUGCAUCACUCGGACAUCUUUCAGAGUGAUGAUAAAUGUCCAUUUUCAUUUAUUUCUAUAAUAAAAAAAUAUUUUAAAAAAUACUUGGGUUAUUUAAGAUGCUUAUUAUAAAAUAUUGAAUGUUGCUGGAUUAUGUCCCUUGAGCCAGCCUCAUAAGUGUUCGAGAUUGAUACCUUUGUUGUGAUUCCUAGACUCUAUUUUUAUCGCCUGUUGGUAAAAGCUUACAGAUACUGUAAAUAGUUUUAGCUGUAGGCAUCAUGUUGGCAAACGUCAUUGCUGAGCGAAUAUGCCCUUGUCAUACUGACAAGCUUUGCUUCUGUGGCACAAUGUCAGAGUUGAGCAAGGGGAGACUUAUGUACAUACCUGGUGCUUAACAAAAUCCAGACUUGUGUGAUAAUUUGUGAAUACCUUUUUUGUGUGUAUAAUGAUUACAAGAAUAAACACAUGUAGUAAUGAAUGCCAUCAC
Lymnaea stagnalis (great pond snail) is the source of this 15139-nucleotide messenger RNA. The record is from the annotation of a GenBank genome assembly. NCBI's taxonomy places the organism in Eukaryota, Metazoa, Mollusca, Gastropoda, Lymnaeidae.